This is a messenger RNA of Prunus persica (peach), 3863 nucleotides long. Its product is annotated as tetratricopeptide repeat protein 27 homolog. Gene Ontology annotation, molecular function: protein binding. The record is from RefSeq and is a predicted model, not a curated record. The transcript is spliced from 20 exons. NCBI's taxonomy places the organism in Eukaryota, Viridiplantae, Streptophyta, Magnoliopsida, Rosales, Rosaceae. Bases 135 to 2855 code for a protein of 906 amino acids.
GUCAGAAAUUUAUCAUCCAUUGCUUCUUAUGAUGCACCCUACCCCAUGCAAUCAUAACUACACUCUAAAACCCAAAAUCCCUUCUACCUCACUUAAACCCUACAUUCGCACUCCGUCACUAACUAGUUCACAAAAUGUCCGAAACGUCACCGGAACUCCCAAUCCUCCGCGGGUACGAGCUGCGUCUCCUCCGCUGCACCCUCCAGUCCCCGGCGUCCGAUCCCUCACCUCAUCCCCAACCGUCCGAUCAUGCCCACCCCACCCACCACCUCCACCCUCUAAUCAACGACCUCUUAACUUCCAUCGAGUCGGGCCACUACCUCCAAGCCCUCACCUCCCCCGACGUAAAGCGCGUCGUUUUCAAACUCGCCGAGUCUGACUCGUUCGGAGACUCGGCGGAGUGCGCUGACAGAGUGUACUCCGAGUUGCUGGACCGAGUUGAGUCGUUUAUAUCCAAGGAAUGCGAAGAAGAAGAGAAUGAUAGUGGCAAGGACAAGGCCUACAGAGUCAUCGUGGUUCUGUGCAUUGCCGUGGCUGCCUUGUUCGGUUUUGCUCAAUGUAACUUGACUGGACCGUUGGAGGGGUUGCCAAAGUGUCCUCUGCCACUGGAAGUGCCUCAAUGUGAUGAGUGGGAGAAUUGGGCGCGUAAUCAGCUUAUGGCUGCUGGGUCUGACUUGCUUGGAAAGUUAUCCAAUAUUCAGUAUAUAGUUUAUGCGAAGAUGCUGGCCAUGAAGAUGAAAGAUUUGUUAUUUGACAGAAGUGUGCCUUGUACGUAUGGAAUUAGGAGCAUUUCAUGGUGGCUCAUUAGGAUCACCCUUCUCCAUCAAAGAGUUCUUGAUGACCGGUCUUCUUCUCUGUUCAAUCUUUUGCAAGUCUUUACGAGUGAAACUUUGAAUCAUUUUGGCACUUUGGAGAAAGUAACAACUUAUUGGGGUAACAAUUUACGUAAUGGUGAGGGUUCGUCACUUGUCUCAAUGAUUUAUCUGGAAGCUGGAAUAAUGGAAUACACCUAUGCAAGAGUUGAUUCAUGCAGGCUACAUUUUGAAUCAGCUGAAGCAGCAGCUGGUCUUCAGCUUUCUGUUACAGGUGUUCUUGGAUUCCGUACUGUACAUCAGGUAGAACCAAAGGCACAAAUGGUACUUUUAGCAAACCCAACUUCUUCGAACAGUAGUGGUAGCUGCUUCGCAGAAAGCCCUGGCUCCCAGACAAACAAUUCUAGCAUUGGCAAUCUGCAUCCAUCUGAAACCUAUGAGGCCUCUGACAUAUUAAUGACCCCAAAAUUGUUAGGGAAUGAUAGCAAUUCUGGAAUUCUUUCAGAAGGCAUUCGCGGUGGUACUGCUGCUGUUCCUUUGAGUGCAGUCCAUCAGGCAGUGAUCCUGGCUAAAUGCCUUCUAAUUGAGAAGGGUACACGACAUGAUGAAAUGCAAAGAUGGGAAAUGGCUCCUUACAUAGAGGCAAUUAAUUCUCAGCAGUCGUCAUACUUUAUUAUACGAUAUUUCUGUGACAUCCUGCGGAUUCGGUGGGAGUCAACGCGUAGUCACACAAAGGAACGUGCACUGAUGAUGAUGGAAAAAUUGGUUCAGGGUAUCUAUGACCCUUCUCCAGGAGUGGCGGAAAGGAUUCUUUUCUGCUAUGGCGUUCAAAUUCCUACCAUUCCUGCCCUGCGGAAGGAAUAUGGUGAACUUUUAGUUGGCUGUGGUCUUAUAGGAGAGGCGGUUAAAACUUUUGAGGAUUUAGAGUUAUGGGAUAAUCUUAUAUUCUGCUACCGCCUAUUGCAGAAGAAAGCAGCAGCUGUUGAACUGAUCAAGACACGACUUUCUGAAACACCCAAUGACCCCAGGUUAUGGUGCUCAUUGGGUGAUGUUACUAAUGAUGAUGCCUGCUUUGAAAAAGCCCUGGAAGUUUCAAAUGAUAGAUCAGCUCGAGCCAAGCGGUCUCUUGCUCGCAGUGCAUACAAUAGAGGGGACUAUGAAAAAUCAAAAACCCUAUGGGAGUCUGCAAUGGCCUUGAAUUCUUUGUAUCCCGAUGGCUGGUUUGCACUUGGGGCUGCUGCGUUGAAGGCUAGGGAUACUGAAAAGGCAUUGGAUGCUUUUACUCGGGCUGUUCAACUUGAUCCUGAAAAUGGGGAGGCAUGGAAUAAUAUUGCUUGUUUGCAUAUGAUAAAAAAGAAGAGUAAAGAAUCCUUCAUUGCAUUUAGAGAAGCUCUGAAAUUCAAACGAAACAGCUGGCAACUGUGGGAGAACUACAGCCAUGUUGCCGUAGAUGUUGGCAAUGUUGGUCAGGGUCUAGAAGCUGCAAGGAUGGUGUUGGAUAUUACUAAUAAUAAAAGAAUUGAUGCUGAAUUAUUGGAAAGAAUUGUGGCUGAAGUCGAAAUAAGGGCUUCACAUACGACUCCAGAUAUGACGGAUGAAGAUAACUGUUCCACUGAGGUGGGAAAAUCUCGGGAAACUGAGCACUUAGUAGAGUUCCUUGGAAAAGUUCUACAGCAGAUAGUUCGAAGUGGAAAUGGAGCAGAUAUUUGGGGUUUGUAUGCAAGGUGGCACAAAAUGAAAGGAGACCUUACAAUGUGCUCUGAAGCUUUAUUAAAGCAAGUUAGAUCAUACCAGGGAUCUGAUUUGUGGAAAGAUAGAGAUCGGUUUAAGAAGUUUGCUCAAUCAUCCUUGGAACUCUGUAAGGUGUAUAUGGAAAUUUCUGCAUCUACUGGUAGCCGUCGUGAACUGCUUACAGCAGAGAUGCACCUAAAGAACACAAUUAAACAGGCUGUGAGUUUCUCAGACAUGGAAGAACUUCAGGAUCUUAAAGCUUGCCUUCAUCAAGUGAAGUCAAAACUCGAAUCCGAUUCCCUAUGUGUUUAGAACUUCAUUUGGUGUUUGCCUAAUUAGAAUUUUCAGUACAGUUUCAUACAAGGUUAGUCCUGCUCUUACAUAUCUUGGUUCAUAUAAUUCAGAGAGAGGGAUUGGGGUUGGGAGGAAUUAAAGGAGGAAGGUGUAGGUUGCGGCAAUGAAGGAAGGGGAGGGUUGUGGAUGAAUUUCCGAAUUUACCCUCACUUUUGACAGAAAAUUUAACAGAGUUUGACAGAAGGACCAAUGAUGUAACACGCCACCAAAUUGGGCGACCUCUGUAACUAUUUUUGGAGUUGAGUAACCAAAAUGUAACUUCGAGUAUAGUUGAGGGACCAUUGCUACAAUUAAGCCUUUUCUAAAACCUACUUAAAACUGUGUAGUAUAGCUGUUUUGGUUGAUGUUUUGGGUACCUAAUGAUGACUUUUUUGACGUAUUAAACUCUUGGCUAGAAGAUAUCUAUUGCUUCUCGUAUUGUUAUUGCCUAAUGAGUCUUUGAACAAAGUGUGAAGUUACACACUCGGUGCAUAGGCAAACAUAUGAGGCUUUGCCUUUUAACUUUCAGGAGCACGAAGCCAACAAUAACGUAUGCAAUCGGAAUGUGGUGGCUUUUUGCUGGAUGACCGUAAGUUCACAUCCAAUACAGAGUUCAUGAAGAGAUAAUCUUUUUCCUAUUCUGCGUAGAAUUAGUCAACAUAUAUGUUUGAUUAGCCAAAUGUAAAGAACCAGUUCACUCAUUACAGCGAAGAAGUAAAAAGAGAUUGAAACUAGCAGCUAGUUGAAUUUGCUUGUAAUUUUUUAAGUCUAAAUUCACCUUAUUUUAUAAAAGUCUAAGGGUCAGUCUGGCAUUGUUGUGAUGUGAAAAUAAUCGUUGUCAGAUUUGUUGUGAGAUAAAUCAGCUGUGAGAGAAAGUAGUUUGACGUUUGGUAAACUUUUUGUUAAAAGUGUUGUUGGUAUUGAUUCCUGCAUAAUCAGAAAAUGAUUCUCGUAUAAUCAUUAAAUUCAAUGUCUCUUUGAAAUUGA